Molecule: messenger RNA, 2263 nt
Organism: Podarcis lilfordi (Lilford's wall lizard)
Lineage: Eukaryota; Metazoa; Chordata; Lepidosauria; Squamata; Lacertidae
Source: the annotation of a GenBank genome assembly
AUGGAAGACAAACCUUUCACUGCUGCAAUGCACAGAGCCAGAGACUUGAGCGAGGCAACCAAAUCAUCUAGCCCUGUAAGUGACAUGUGGGAGUCUCAGACCAUGUGCCUGAAUCCAAGUCCUCAGAAGACUGUGAAGAUUUGAUUUCACCAGCAGCAGCGAGAUUUUUCAAGUGCAAUGCACUUGAAUUGCUUGUGAAUGUAACAGGGGAUCAUGAGUCUACAGUAGCUCACACCUGCCUCAUGGAAUAUGCUCCCUCAAUGUAGACUAUUUUAACAAUUGCCCAUAGAAUGCUGAAAGUAUAUGAACACUUCAAGAGCUUCUCCCCUAAACACUUGUGUGAACUACUUUUAACUACAAGUAGUUGCAUGCUAAUUGAAAUGUAAUAUGAACAGAGGCAGCCACACAAGGCAUGCAUGGUGAUUUCCAGGACAUCCAUUCAACCCCACCCCACCCCAGUCAAUGGUUUGUACCAGGGACAUGAACGUGGCCACAGCGUCAUAGACAGCCUCCAGCUGUUUGCGUUUUUAAGUAGCAACCACAUGGCUCUAUGCACGUAAAAACUGGACCUUAGAAACAAGGGUCCUGGCUUUCUGUUUUUCCCCAAUCCUGUAGCAGGAAAAGCUUUGCCUGAUAAUGUUUUGCAUAAUUCUUAACGGCACAGGAGGGAGCAGAAACAACCCCAGACCACAAAUAUUUCAUGUGUAUACUUUAUGUAACUCAAUGCACUCUUGCAAAGAGACUGAGCUGUAUGAACAAUAUUGCUCUGAGAAAAUGAGAGAUUGGAGAAGAUUUGCUUUGUGAGCACUUAUUGCAGUACUUUGGACUGUCUUCCUGCGUUGCUCUUUUUCAGAGCCUGGUUGGUGAGCAGCUCCAAGACACAAAGGGGAGGUUCUCUCAAGCAAAAACCCGCUGGCAGGUUCUUCAAGAGCAACACCAUCUCCUGAUACAACAGGAACUUUUGAGAAUGGAAAAGGAGCUGGCAAGUCAAGAGGUGAAUAGUUCCUGUCUGUGGUGGCAGGAGACCAACUUAUCAGCUCCUUGAGGAAGCAUACUGUGUGUGGGAGAGAAACAUACAGCGAGGGAGGGCAGAUGAGACAAGGGCUUUCCCGCCAAUCACCCAAUGCUGGAACCAGUACCAGGAAUUAACAUCGUAACUAAACAAAUUCCAAACCUCUGUUUUAUCUGUCCCAUAGUCUGCAGUCUCACAACAACUCAUCUGAAAGGUUCUUUCUCUUCUCAAAUUGCAGCUUCCUCCAGGCCAGCAAGGAGCCAUGCUGUGGCAGAAAGAAAAGUCUUUGCUGAUUUUGCGCAUGGAGGCAUUGCAAAGAGAACAGGCGGAAGCAGAAAGGGAUCUGGAGGAGCUGAACCAAGAAUGCCAACGAGAAACUGAAACACAAAAACACCACAUCCUGCAGGUCAAGAGAGCUGUCAGUUCAGACUAAUCCUGGGGAAGGGUCCUUCUAAGUUUCAAACCAGUCAUUGUUUGGUGGCCCCUUUGAGAUGGCAGGUUUAAUCUCAGAACUAGCUCUUUUGUUUCAUUGUUUGGAGGCACAGUGGGAACCUUUAGAUUCAGGGAAUCUUUAGGAGUGACAGACCUCUAGUGGCAGCAUCAGAUAAGGGCUUCACUUGAUUGUGUGAGAGAAACAGCAACCCUCUGCAACAUUAGAAGUUUGAAAUAAAUAUCAAUACAGCUGACAGCUUAGCAGCUUGCCUGAAGGACUAAAACACGUGAUUCCAAUGGUAUAACCUCCUAAAAAGCCCAAUUGAUUUUUCUUUUUUUGGAGCUGGAGCAAGAAAAGUCUAUGUUACAAUAAAAACCCUGCAAUUCCUUUAUUUAUUGGAUCACUGGGACAUCUCUCUAUAUAUAUACUUGCUCUGCAGGGCAGCAGUAGAGGAAGAGAGCACAGCUUCAGUUGUCAGGCCAGGCUAUUUCCUGUUGAAUGUGUAAGAGAAUGGGAGAGUUCAGUAGUACUAGAUGAUGCCCUUUUCAUGCCUUGACCUUUCUCUUUCAUCUACUAAAAGGCUUGUUGAACUUCUUCUAUAGGUAUUCCAGGCUUAUAGGAAACAUGCUGAAGAGCAUAUAGAUGUCCUUGAACAGAGAUAUCGAAAGCUGCUCCAGGAGUCCCUUCAGGAUGCUGUUCUCCUUUCCACUCAGAACCAGCAACUACAAGCUCAGAAGCAACUGGGCUACAUGGAGAAAGCUACUCAGACUGACUUCCAGACCCUUACACAGAGCCACGAGAGAGCCUCCCCACCCUAA